Molecule: messenger RNA, 480 nt
Organism: Dentiscutata erythropus
Lineage: Eukaryota; Fungi; Glomeromycota; Glomeromycetes; Diversisporales; Gigasporaceae
Source: the annotation of a GenBank genome assembly
ACAGUGCAUUACAAGUUGAUAAAGGAAAAUCUAAAGUACCUGAAACCUCUUUAUCCAAAAGAAAAGAAACAUCAUCAAGUUCUUUAUCUUUGGAAUAUACUUAUAAUUCAAACGUAUCAAAUGAAACCAACUCAGGGAGACGAAUUUUAUCGCCAGUUUGGACUAAAUGGGCAAGAGGCGAACCACAAAGACUUGAAGCUCAUCUUGCAUUUGAUUGCCCUAAUGUAAAUAAUGAGGAAGAUUUAUCUGAAGAACGAAUUUAUUCUAUAAAUCGUUCAUUAUUAAAAGCAUUUACAGUCUGUGGUAUUCCAUUUUCUGCAAUUGAAAACCCAUUUUUUAUUGAUCUUCUCCAAAAUUUGUGUCCAACCUAUCAACCACCUUCAAGAGUAGUCUUAGCAGGCCGACUAUUAGAUCAAAAACAUUCUAAAAUCAUAAUUAAGCAUGAGGCUAUUUUUAAUGAAUUAGAAAAUCUAACUAUUG